This is a messenger RNA of Drosophila montana, 294 nucleotides long. Its product is annotated as protease inhibitor-like. The record is from RefSeq and is a predicted model, not a curated record. NCBI's taxonomy places the organism in Eukaryota, Metazoa, Arthropoda, Insecta, Diptera, Drosophilidae. The transcript has 2 exons. The coding region runs from base 4 to 294 and encodes 96 amino acids. Gene Ontology annotation, molecular function: serine-type endopeptidase inhibitor activity.
UAUAUGAAAUUUGUACUGAUAUUGGCUUGCCUGGUGCUCUAUGUGGCCCACAGUCAGGCCCAGGUGGACGAUUGUCCUGGGGCUGUUUAUCCCAGCCGACAAGCUUGCGUAGGCGGUAAAAAUGAGGGCAAUCACCGAACUCGCCAAUGCCGCAGAUAUUACAAUAAUAAUAUGUGGUAUUACGACAGCCGCAGCCGAUCCUGCAAGAAGAUGAUCUUCUUGGGCUGCGCUGGCAACGAUAAUCGCUAUUGCACUCGCGAAUCCUGCGAAAGGAAGUGUGUUCGUCGCACCUAA